Cariama cristata (Red-legged seriema) is the source of this 3457-nucleotide messenger RNA. RefSeq names its product reelin. Lineage: Eukaryota; Metazoa; Chordata; Aves; Cariamiformes; Cariamidae. The transcript has 19 exons. Gene Ontology annotation, molecular function: lipoprotein particle receptor binding. Gene Ontology annotation, biological process: central nervous system development; neuron migration. The record is from RefSeq and is a predicted model, not a curated record. The annotation marks the transcript as partial.
CUCUCCCAGAACAAGGUUCAGAUGGAUUCAGUACAGCUAUGCUUCUGGUGUUGAUUCUUGGGCUAUUGAUAAUGUGGUCCUGGCUACAGGGUGCCCCUGGAUGUGCUCAGGCCAUGGCAUCUGUGAUGCAGGUCAUUGUGUGUGUGACAGAGGCUUUGGUGGUCCGCACUGUGUCCCUGUCAUUCCCCUGCCGUCUGUCCUGAAGGAUGAUUUCAAUGGUAACUUGCAUCCAGACAUUUGGCCUGAGGUCUACGGUGCUGAGAGGGGAAACCUGAAUGGUGACACCAUCAAGUCUGGAACAGCUCUCAUUUUUAAAGGGGAAGGACUGAGAAUGCUUGUUUCAAGAGAUCUAGAUUGCACUAAUACCGUGUACAUCCAGUUUUCAUUUAAAUUUAUUGCCAAAGGCACCCCGGAGAGGUCUCAUUCCAUCCUGCUGCAAUAUUCUGUCAACGGUGGCAUCACUUGGCACCUGAUUGAUGAGUUUUACUUCACACAGACUACAGAUGUCCUCUUUAUUAACGUUCCUCUGCCCUAUGCAGCCCAAAGCAACGCGACGCGGUUCAGACUUUGGCAGCCUUACAACAACGGCAAAAAAGAAGAAAUUUGGAUUAUUGAUAACUUCGUUAUUGAUGGAAAUAACCUAAAGAAUCCCAUGAUCCUUUUGGAUACAUUUGACUUCGGUCCCAAAGAGGACAACUGGUUUUUCUAUCCUGGUGGAAAUAUUGGGCUUUAUUGCCCAUAUUCAUCUAAAGGAGCUCCGGAAGAAGAUUCGGCUAUGGUAUUUGUUUCAAAUGAAGUUGGAGAACACUCCAUUACAACAAGGGACCUGAGUGUAAAUGAAAACACUAUAAUCCAGUUUGAGAUCAACAUCGGCUGCACCACUGACAGCUCCUCUGCCGACUCGGUAAAGCUGGAGUUCUCACGGGAUCUGGGGGCGACCUGGCACCUCCUGCUCCCCUUGUGCUACAGCAGCAGCAGCCACCUCAGCUCCUUGUGCUCCACUGAGCAUCACCCAAGUAGCACUUACUACGCAGGCACCACCCAGGGCUGGAGAAGGGAGGUCAUUCACUUCGGAAAACUGCACCUCUGUGGGUUGGCAAGAUUCAGAUGGUACCAAGGAUUUUACCCUGCUGGAUCCCAGCCAGUGACUUGGGCCAUUGACAACGUGUACAUCGGCCCACAGUGCGAGGAGAUGUGCAAUGGGCACGGCAGCUGUAUCAACGGCACAAAGUGCAUCUGUGACCCCGGGUACUCCGGGCCAACUUGCAAAAUAAGUACCAAGAACUCUGACUUCCUUAAGGAUGAUUUUGAAGGUCAGCUGGAGUCAGAUAGAUUUCUGCUUGUGAGUGGUGGAAAGCCAUCAAGGAAAUGUGGUAUCAUGUCUGGAGGAAACAAUCUUUUCUUUAAUGAAGAAGGCUUACGUAUGCUGAUGACUCGAGACCUAGAUUUGUCACAAGCCAGAUUUGUGCAGUUCUUCAUGAGACUGGGAUGCGGCAAGGGGGUGCCAGACCCCAGGAGCCAGCCUGUGCUGCUGCAGUAUUCGCUCAACGGGGGCCUCACGUGGAGCCUCCUCCAGGAGUUCCUCUUCAGCAACUCCAGCAACGUGGGACGAUACAUUGCCCUGGAAAUUCCCUUGAAGGCCCGUUCCAGCUCCACACGGCUUCGCUGGUGGCAACCAUCUGAGAAUGGGCAUUUCUACAGUCCCUGGGUAAUCGACCAGAUUCUUAUUGGAGGAAACAUCUCUGGCAAUACAGUAUUAGAAGAUGAUUUCACCACACUGGAUAGUAGAAAGUGGCUGCUCCAUCCUGGUGGAACAAAGAUGCCAGUCUGUGGCUCUACUGGGGAUGCCCUAGUGUUCAUUGAGAAAGCUAGCACCCGCUAUGUUGUCACCACUGACAUCGUUGUCAAUGAAGAUUCUUUCUUGCAAAUAGAUUUUGCAGCAUCCUGCUCUGUCACAGACUCUUGUUACGCCAUUGAACUGGAAUAUUCAGUGGACCUUGGGCUGACCUGGCACCCGAUUUUGAGAGACUGUCUUCCCACUAACGUGGAAUGCAACAAGUACCAUCUCCAGAGGAUUCUCAUUUCGGACACUUUCAACAAGUGGACCCGAGUUACUUUGCCUCUGCCUCCCUAUACUAGGUCUCAAGCAACUCGUUUCCGCUGGCACCAGCCUGCUCCUUUCGAUAAGCAGCAAACGUGGGCAAUUGAUAACGUCUACAUCGGGGAUGGCUGCAUAGACAUGUGCAGCGGCCAUGGGAAGUGCACACAAGACAACUGUGUCUGCGAUGAGCAUUGGGGUGGGCUGUACUGUGACGAGCCAGAGACCCCCCUUCCGACACAACUGAAAGAUAACUUCAAUCGCUCGCCGUCGAACCAGAACUGGCUGACGGUGAACGGUGGCAAACUGAGCACGGUCUGCGGUGCAGUAGCCUCUGGGAUGGCUCUUCACUUCAGCGGGGGCUGCAGCCGUAUGUUAGUUACAGUGGACUUGAACCUCACCAGUGCAGAAUUCAUCCAGUUUUAUUUCAUGUAUGGAUGUCUGAUAACUCCUAAUAACCGCAACCAAGGAGUGCUGCUGGAGUAUUCUGUGAAUGGUGGAAUCACCUGGAGCCUCUUAAUGGAAAUUUUCUACGAUCAAUUCAGCAAGCCUGGUUUUGUGAACAUCCUCCUUCCCUAUGAUGCCAAAACCAUUGGGACACGCUUCCGCUGGUGGCAGCCUAAACACGAUGGCCUGGACCAGAAUGACUGGGCUAUUGACAAUGUGUUGAUCUCCGGCUCAGCUGACCAGAGGACGGUGAUGCUCGACACCUUCAGCAGCGCUCCCCUCCCGCAGCAUGAGCGCUCCCCUGCCGACGCAGGGCCCACCGGGAGGAUCGCCUUCGACAUGUUCAUGGAAGACAAAACUACAGUGAAUGAACACUGGUUAUUCCAUGAUGACUGCUCGAUUGAGAGAUUUUGUGAUUCUCCUGAUGGUGUCAUGAUCUGCGGGAGCCAUGACGGCAGAGAGGUCUAUGCAGUCACACACGACCUAACUCCUACAGAAGGCUGGAUUAUGCAGUUCAAGGUUUCUGUUGGAUGUAAAACCUCAGAAAAACUUGCACAAAAUCAGGUCCAUGUGCAGUAUUCUACUGACUUUGGCGUUAGCUGGAGUUACUUAGUACCUCAGUGUUUACCAGCUGAUCCAAAAUGUUCUGGGAGUGUUUCACAGCCAUCUGUCUUCUUUCCCACAAAAGGAUGGAAAAGAGUAACUUACUCACUGCCUGAAAACCUUGUGGGCAAUCCCGUGAGGUUUCGGUUCUACCAGAAAUACUCAGAUAUGCAGUGGGCCAUCGAUAAUUUCUACCUGGGCCCUGGCUGUCUGGAAAACUGUAGAGGUCAUGGAGACUGCCUGAAUGAGCAAUGCAUCUGUGAUCCUGGGUAUUCGGGUCCAAACUGCUAUCUGACCCAAACACUGAAG